This is a messenger RNA of Eucalyptus grandis, 1114 nucleotides long. RefSeq lists its product as uncharacterized. The transcript has a single exon. Bases 407 to 1114 code for a protein of 235 amino acids. The record is from RefSeq and is a predicted model, not a curated record. Lineage: Eukaryota; Viridiplantae; Streptophyta; Magnoliopsida; Myrtales; Myrtaceae.
CUUUUUCGACAAUUUUCCCGUGUCUCAUUUUGGAAACAUCUCGAUAUGUUUUCUGCGUCUGUACAUGCAUCAGGAGCUGAUUGAUAUGCAAAGUGAAAGUUCCAAUUCUUCAUGUGGGGCAAGACUAAAAAUUUUUAUGCCUUGUGUCCGCACUUUCCCUUCUUGACGCAACUUCUUCUCUUGUGUACACUCAAUUUACGACCAUCACCACCAUCCCCGAAAGCAUAAUUCCCUCCCUUCCUUCAACAGCGAGCCAAGAGAAAGAGAGAUCAACCUGGUAAAAUCCCUGAUCAGCCCUGGUCUUUCCACGACCGGCUAACGAGGAAAUUCUCAUCUCAAAGCAACUGCUAUAAGUAGCCAUUUCCAGGGUUCUUUUCCGCAUUGCUAGAAGCCAAAUUUCUCUACCAUGAGGUACGAAGAGAUCAAACUCUCCAUUCACCGACACUACCUGAAGCCCGAGGACAGCAAGGUCCUGUUCAGAUGCGACGGGUGCAAGCAGGACGGCAUCGGGUUAUCCUACCGCUGCGACAAGUGCAACUUCGACCUGCACUUCCACUGCGCCAAAACACCCAAUACGAUAUCUCACCCCUCCUACGGCAAGCGCUCCUUCAAGUUCAUGUCGGAGCCCCCGAAGGGGAGGCCCCCCUGUUGCGAUGCAUGCGGGAAUGACGUGACUGGCUUCUUCUACUGCUGCGAGGCCAAAGGGGUCAAGGUCAACCUCCACCCGUGCUGUGCAAAGCUGCCAAAGGAGCUGGACCACGGCAAGAUGAAGUUCUCCUUGUGGUUGCAGGUGACUACGUCUUGCCAUAAGUGUGAGAAGGAAAGGAAGAGCUGGGUCUAUAGGUCCGAGUGCGACAAGAAGUACACUUUGCAUGUUGCUUGUGCGAGGGAGAUGCUGAUGGAGUGGUGGCGGAAUGGCGACGGUGGUACUAGCACAGGGCUUCCGACUGGAGUCCCCUGCUUGAAGGACAGGCUCCAGGUACCACAUAAAAUGAGCAAGAGCAAGAAGAAGUGGUGGAAGAUGCUUCUUUUGGCUCUUCGAUUCAUGAUAUCUGCGUGGGCAGGUGACCCGACGACCCUUAUUGCUGGCGUUUUGAGCUCGAUUAUGUCUUGA